UUUUUCCAUGUUAGAUAUAAAAAUGAUAAAUACAAAGCAUACAUUCCAAUGCACAUUUUAUUAACAAAAAUCCAAUAUUCCACUUCAGAGAUAGGAAAGCAAAUCAGAACAACUGCCAUUAGGAGAAAAUAAAGAUAUUAAUGGUGGAAAAAAAAAAAAAAAAACACUCAAUGAAGAAUCAUUGAAUUCCCACCAAGAAAGAUAUGAUAAAUUUCACCAACCCAACAAGAUUUUUUUUGUAUUAAAUCCAUUAUCUCAUUUAUGAAACCCCCCAAGUCCUCUGACCCAUCCAUGCUGGAUUCUUUACCUUCCCAAUAUUACCCUCUUCUCUAUGCAUGUUCUCUUCCUCUCUCUCACUUUUCUCUCACUUUUCUGGGCUUCAAAGGAGGAGAGAAAGGCAAAUUCUCCUUGGCUUUUUAAUAUAAAAUAAAUUAACGCUUUUCAAGAUUUGCUGCAAAAAAUAGAGCUUUCUCCUGUUCUGCACAAAGACGAAAAGUGCUUCCAACCUUUGGCUUGUUUCUUUCUGUUGGCUUUCAAGGACCGGUUGAACCACACAAGUUUUUUUGGGGUUUUCCAGAGCAACACAAGGACCAUAUACCGCCGGCAAAAUUUUGUCUUCUUUGGAGAGUUUAGAUCAAAGGUCAUAUUUUUUUCUGAAACUCAAAACCAUUUUUACACUGCUUUGGCUAUGGUGGUGGUGUUGAGUUUCAUGGAGCUGGAGGGAGAGAAGUAUUUUCUGAGAGAGAGGCUUUUGUGAUAGGCUUUGGUGUUGUUACAAGGUUCUGUGAAUAAAAACAUUAUCCCACUCAUUUCUCAGUUUGCAGACUGUUUUCCACGAUGGGUUUUGGUCUUUUUGUUUCCAUGUUGGUUCUGUCAUUCUUCUUAAAGCCUCUGUCUUUUCAACAACAAAACACAGAUGGGUAUUUUGUCUCUGAGUUCUUCAAGAAGAUGGGUUUACCUCCUUCUUCGCAAAUUUACAACUCUUCCGUUCACUUUUGUUCAUGGCGUGGAGUCUUCUGUGAUGCCAGUAAAGAACAGGUCAUUGAGCUUGGGGCGUCUGGUUUGGGCCUCUCUGGAACUAUUCCUGAUACCACAAUUGGAAAGCUCACUAAGCUUCAGAUUCUGGACCUUAGCAACAAUAGAAUCACAGGCUUGCCUUCAGAUUUAUGGAGUUUAGGCUCACUCAAAAUCCUUAAUCUCUCCCUUAACCAGAUUUCUGGGUCGUUACCAAACAACAUUGGCAAUUUUGGUCUUUUGCAAAGCAUCGAUCUUUCUAGCAAUAAUUUGUCUGGUGAAAUUCCUGAAUCUAUAACCUCCCUUGUGAGUCUGCAGGAACUUAGACUGGACCGGAAUAGGUUCGAACAGAGCAUUCCCAUAGGCAUUUUGGGCUGUGAAUCUCUGGUUCAUAUUGAUCUUUCAUCAAAUCGGCUAAAUGGGUCUCUUCCAGAUGGUUUUUUUGCUGCAUUUCCAAAGCUCAAAACUUUAAAUCUUGCAGGAAAUGAGAUUUAUGGCAGGGGGUCUGAUUUCUUGGAGCUGAAAUCGAUCACUACUCUUAACAUUUCUGGGAAUCUGUUUCAGGAUUCAGUGAUAGAAAUAUUUAAGGAGCCGUUGGAGGUGAUCGACCUGAGCAGGAACCAGUUUCAAGGUCACAUUUCUCAGGUACAACUCAAUACUAGCUAUAAUUGGUCACAUUUGGUUUAUCUAGACCUAUCUGAGAAUCAGCUCAAUGGUGAACUUUUUCAUAAUUUAAAUCAAGCUCGGAAUCUUAAACACCUUAAUUUAGCAUUCAAUCGAUUUACAAGGCAGGAAUUCCCACAGAUUGAAAUGCUCUCCAGUUUAGAAUACCUUAAUUUGUCUAAAACUAGUCUCAUCGGUCAAGUUCCUGCCGCAGUAUCACGGUUGAGUAACUUGCAUACGCUAGAUAUUUCUGAUAACCAUCUUAUUGGCCAAAUUCCAUUAUUGAGUGUAAAGAAUCUCCAAGUUCUUGAUGUUUCAAUCAAUAACAUGAGUGGAGAUAUCCCAGUUUCACUCUUAGAAAAACUGCCUUGGAUGGAAAGGUUCAACUUUUCCUACAAUAAUUUGACCCUUUGUGCUUCUGAAAUUACCCCUGAAACCCUCCAAUCAUCUUUCUAUGGGUCAUUAAACAGCUGCCCCAUUGCUGCAAAUCCGAGCCUUUUCAAGAGACGAUCCACCAGGCACAACAAGGGUCUAAAUCUUGCUUUGGUUUUGACCCUCUCAAUGGUAUGCUUGCUUGCUGCUUUGCUUUUUCUAGCAUUUGGUUGCAGAAGGAAAACCAGUAUGUGGGCAGUAAAACAGACUGCUUGGAAAGAAGAACAAAACAUUUCUGGCCCGUUCUCAUUCCAGACUGAUUCGACCACUUGGGUUGCCGAUGUUAAGCAAGCAACAUCAGUCCAAGUGGUAAUUUUUGAGAAGCCACUGUUGAAUAUAACAUUUGCAGACCUCUUAUCUGCAACUUCAAAUUUCGACCGAGGCACCCUUUUGGCUGAAGGUAAAUUUGGGCCUGUUUAUAGAGGAUUCCUACCGGGCGGGAUUCAUGUAGCAGUAAAAGUUCUUGUCCAUGGUUCUACGUUGACAGACCAGGAAGCUGCAAGAGAGCUUGAAUAUCUUGGUCGAAUCAAACACCCAAAUCUUGUACCACUGACUGGAUAUUGCUUAGCUGGGGAUCAAAGGAUUGCUAUCUAUGAUUACAUGGAGAAUGGGAACUUGCAGAAUUUGCUCCAUGACUUGCCACUUGGAGUUCAGACAACAGAUGACUGGAGCACUGAUACAUGGGAAGAAGAUGACAACAAUGGGAUUCAAAAUGUUGGUUCUGGAGGGUUGUUAACAACAUGGAGAUUCCGUCAUAAGAUUGCACUUGGCACUGCACGAGCAUUGGCUUUUCUCCACCAUGGUUGCUCACCUCCAAUUAUUCACAUAGACAUUAAAGCUAGCAGUGUUUAUUUGGAUUACAAUUUGGAGCCAAGAUUAUCUGAUUUUGGAUUGGCUAAGAUCUUUGGAAAUGAUUUGGAUGAGAUCUCUCAUGGUUCACCUGGGUAUGUGCCUCCAGAGUUUUUUAAGCUUGAAAAUGAAUCCCCAACACCAAAAUCUGAUGUAUAUUGCUUUGGCAUUGUUCUGUUUGAGCUAAUUACUGGGAAAAAACCAAUUGGUGAUGAUUAUCCUGAGGAAAAAGAAUCCACUUUGGUUAGUUGGGUUAGAGAAUUGGUGAGGAAGAACAAAGGGUCAGUAGCUAUUGAUCCGAAAAUUCGUGAAACAGGUCCAGAAGAGCAAAUGGUGGAGGCCCUCAAGAUUGGCUAUCUGUGCACAGCUGAUCUUCCUUCAAAGAGACCUAGCAUGCAGCAAAUAGUUGGACUUCUUAAAGAUAUGGAACCAUCUGGUAAUCAGUAAGGAACAAAGUGGGGAAGAAAAAAAAAAAAAAAAAAAAGAGGAAAAAGAAUGGAAGUUUUCUUCUUUAUCUUCUUUUCUUUAUUUGUUAUUUUUCUGUGCUUCCAUGGGGAUAAUGUACAGUAGUCCUUGAUAUUCUGUUUGAUCUUUGGAAUGUCCAUCUUUUUGUCGCCAUUCUUGAUGGCAUCGACGUUUAAUUUAUAUACCUCUGAGUUUGAUCCCUGAAA
Messenger RNA from Ziziphus jujuba (common jujube), 3629 nucleotides. RefSeq names its product probable LRR receptor-like serine/threonine-protein kinase At2g24230. Bases 838 to 3405 code for a protein of 855 amino acids. Gene Ontology annotation, biological process: protein phosphorylation. The transcript is spliced from 2 exons. Gene Ontology annotation, molecular function: protein kinase activity; protein binding; ATP binding. The record is from RefSeq and is a predicted model, not a curated record. Lineage: Eukaryota; Viridiplantae; Streptophyta; Magnoliopsida; Rosales; Rhamnaceae.